UUCGUUGGUCGUCUUCUGCGUAUAAAAAGCGGAAUCGAUCCCCAAUCGGCAUCAGUCCCACGAGUUCUCUAGUCUGACAACCAAACCAAAUCACAAUGUUCAAGAUCCUGCUUGUCUGCGCCCUUGCCGCCCUGGUGGCCGCCAACGAGAAUGCCGAGGUCAAGGAGCUGGUCAACGAUGUGAGCCACGAAGGCUUCGUGAGCAAGCUGGUCCUCGACAACGGAGUUUCCUCCUCGGCCACCGGAGAUGUGCACGGAAACAUCGAUGGCGUCUUCGAGUGGGUUUCCCCCGAGGGCGAGCACGUCCGUGUCAGCUACAAGGCCGACGAGAACGGCUACCAGCCCCAGAGCGACCUCCUGCACCCCCCUCCAGUCCCAGAGGCCAUCCUCAAGGCCAUCGCCUACAUCCAGGCCCAUCCCAGCAAGGAAUAGGCGCUCGACCCGACCAGGACUCUACCACGAAUGGGAGGAGCAGCUCUCGACGAUCUGACCCUCCCUCCAACCCUUAGAAUUUAAAGCAGCAUGCUGACUUAAAAAGUUUGACUAUCGAAUCGUGAAAUAAAUUUGAUAUUCUUUGGCAAAAAA
Messenger RNA from Drosophila elegans, 584 nucleotides. It is a transcript of the gene Lcp4, whose product is annotated as larval cuticle protein 4. NCBI's taxonomy places the organism in Eukaryota, Metazoa, Arthropoda, Insecta, Diptera, Drosophilidae. Gene Ontology annotation, molecular function: structural constituent of chitin-based larval cuticle. The record is from RefSeq and is a predicted model, not a curated record. Gene Ontology annotation, cellular component: chitin-based extracellular matrix.